AGAGGCCAAAGCCCAGUCGCUUGCUGUCUGAAGCGGCAGCGAGCGGAGUUGGGCAAGAGGUUUCCGUCUCUGGGCUGCGGAAACUACUAUCAGAAAGCCAGCAAUCUAUCUUGGCAGCAGAUUAUUGAACGGCGGCAGUGAUCUGGGAAAGGCGGACGCUUUAUUCGCACCUGAAUACAUUUAUUUAAAACAUUUUCAUCGUAUUAAAGGAAAAGGCCUUCGGAGAUGGGCGACAAGGCGGGGACCAGAGUCUUCAAGAAGUCCAGCCCUAACUGCAAGCUCACCGUAUACUUGGGGAAGAGGGACUUUGUGGAUCAUCUAGAUCAAGUGGACCCUGUGGAUGGGGUACUCUUGAUCGAUCCAGAAUACCUUAAAGACAGAAAAGUGUUUGUGACCCUGACAUGUGCCUUCCGCUAUGGUCGUGAGGAUCUGGAUGUUUUGGGCCUGUCUUUCCGAAAAGAUCUUUUCAUUUCCAGUUUCCAGGCUUUUCCCCUUUUGCCCGAGGAACGUAAACCGCUCAGUCGUCUGCAAGAGAGACUGCUGAAGAAGCUCGGACAGAACGCUUACCCUUUCAACUUCACGAUUCCACAGAACCUUCCGUGCUCAGUCACUCUACAGCCAGGCCCAGAGGACACAGGAAAGGCAUGUGGUGUAGACUUUGAAGUCAGGGCAUUCUGCGCCAAAACUGUGGAUGAGAAGACUCACAAACGGAACUCUGUGCGGUUGGUCAUUCGGAAGGUGCAGUAUGCUCCAGAGAAGCCUGGUCCCCAGCCAAUGGUUGAGACCACACGCAGCUUCCUUAUGUCUGAUCGCUCGCUUCACCUUGAGGCCUCGCUAGAUAAAGAGCUGUACUACCAUGGUGAACCUAUCAGUGUGAACGUCCAUGUGACCAACAACUCCACCAAAACAGUCAAACGAGUUAAAAUUUCUGUGCGACAGUAUGCCGAUAUCUGUUUGUUCAGCACUGCACAAUACAAAUGUCCUGUGGCUCAGGUAGAGGCCGAUGACCAGGUGUCACCCAGCUCCACAUUCUGCAAGGUGUAUACACUCACACCCACGCUGACCAAUAACAGAGAGAAGAGAGGUCUUGCUCUGGAUGGACAGCUAAAGCAUGAAGACACCAACUUGGCUUCCAGUACCAUAGUGAAGGAUGUUUCCAAUAAGGAGGUCCUAGGAAUCCUGGUGUCCUACAGAGUUAAAGUGAAGCUAGUGGUGUCUCGUGGAGGUGAUGUAUCUGUGGAGUUGCCUUUUGUCCUGAUGCACCCCAAGCCCUCAGAACAGCCCAACUCUAGACCACAGUCAGCUGUGCCAGAGACAGACGUCCCUGUGGACGCCAACCUCAUAGAGUUUGAAACAAAUAACGUAUCACAGGAUGACGACUUUGUGUUUGAGGACUUUGCGAGGCUUAGGCUGAAGGGAAUGAAAGAUGAAGAGGACGACCACUUCUGCUAACCCCCCACACAUGCACAAACACAAACACACACACACAGUUACCAUGAAGAGCAACAGGAAGUGGAACAGGAUUUGAGGUUUCAACCUGCCCGUACUUUCAUUCCUCUGCUCCUCGGGGGCUUAUCUGAUGGAGUGGAGCGAUUACUGAUAUUUCCAACCCUUCUGUCUUCUUUUUCAUCUUUUCUUUCUUUCCUUUACUUUUGUGUCCCUUCCACACCAUUUUAUCAUCUGUGACGUGGUCUGUACAUUGACCUUGGUUUAUGCGGUCGUAUGAGCCACAUCACGUUGGCUUAUAUACGUGUAUGUUGGAUGGAAACAGAUGGAGAAAAGCCGAAGUAAAUUUAUAUGGGUCAUCUAGAUAUCAGUGUAUAAGAUUGCUGGUGGGCCAGGGGUCCAUUGAUUCAGGGGUGAAUUUUUAUUUCUUGUCAUUAUAUUCCCACUUAUAUAUCGAGUGGGUACUACUAGCUAUGUAAUGAAGAUAUAUAUAUAAAUAUAUAUAUAUUCCAUGUUAUUUCAUUGUACAGUACAUACACUGUUCACAAACACCAUAGGGAACUUGAGUUUGGUGUUAAUUUUAUUCCACGUACUUAGACCCGUAUCCAAUCCAUCCAUAUUUGCUAAUUGGCUUUUAGUUUGUAGUUUUGUCAACGUAUACAUAUCAUAAACAUUUUUAGUAACACUUUAUGUGCACUUGUAGUGCACGCAAUAUUCAAAUAAUUAAGGUUGCAGCGUUUUUAGCGGAAGAGUAGUCGGAAAAACGCAUCGAGACACCUGAUUUUAUAUUAUAAAUUUUAGCGUCUAUUUCACAUAUAGCUUGUAGAUACAAGAGGGCAGGACAGACUCUGAGAACUCAUUCAAAUGCCUGUUAUUUCUGUAUUCACAUGCCUAUAAUUUCUGUAUGUGCCACACAAAAUGGACCUUUUUCAUUAUUUGUGCCUGCCAAACCUGAUUUUUACCAAAAUGUGACCAUUUCUAAUGUUGCUUAUAAGCUUGGUUAAAAAUGACAUGCUCAUUUUAGUUCACAGAAACUAUCAAUGUAACCAUUGGACUGCCAGACAUAUUUUAAUGAUGGUUAUUUAAAGUCUCAUAACGCGUUUUCCAGGAAAUUUACUGCGAGGAUCAAGCUUUUUAUUUGAUAUUCUGCAUAGUUUACUACUGAACAGUGGCAAAAUGACGUGUUACGAUGUGUACAGGGAGGUAACAUUUUUCAGAGAACAAAAUGGAGCUCCCGUUGGAGGAAAAAAAUCUAUAUCUUAAAUAAAGGUUUUGUUUAAAGCACCCAAACUAUCAAGUCAAUGAGCAUACUUGCAUUAGAUGCUUUUUAAGUCUGCAAAACCACAAAUCCCAACAUCGGUAAUCUAAGAUUUUCAUGAAUGUUUUAAAUAAAAAAUGUAAUGAGCUAUGACUUUGGCUCAUAUGUUUAGAAACAUUACAACCCUGAGGGCUUCAGAGAACAUCAAAUUGUUGUUGUUGUUUUUUUUUUAGAAAAUCCAAUGUUUAUUUUUAUGAGAGCUAGAAAAGAACCUGCUGAAAAUAUAUAUGUGAUGUAUAUACUGUAGUUGUCUAUGAAUAUUGUCGUUAAUUGGUGUCUGACCAUCUGUUUGCAGUAAAGUUAGCUGUAAAAUCUG
Molecule: messenger RNA, 3080 nt
Organism: Triplophysa dalaica
Lineage: Eukaryota; Metazoa; Chordata; Actinopteri; Cypriniformes; Nemacheilidae
Gene: arrb2b
Product: arrestin, beta 2b
Exons: 15
Coding region: 226-1452 (408 amino acids)
Biological process (GO): G protein-coupled receptor internalization; signal transduction; positive regulation of ERK1 and ERK2 cascade
Cellular component (GO): cytoplasm
Molecular function (GO): angiotensin receptor binding
Source: RefSeq, a predicted model, not a curated record